AUGUGCGGCGCUUUCACUUGCGAUGCUGGGCCCCUGACCAUCCAGCGCUGGAAAGUCCGAGGCUCCCGCGGCCCCACUGCCUCGGCUCUGCCCACGGUACUGCCCUUGGGUUUGGAGGGCGAACUUCGGGCGAAGCUGUGUGUUGCUCUGGCGACCAAAGAAGACCAGCGCAUUGCAGAAGAACGUCAGAAAAGUCCUGAGAAAGCAGUGCCGAAAGCGCAGGAGAAGUUGCCGCCCCAGCAGGGUGAGUGGCGCCCAAGGUGGCAUGUGCUUCGGGACCAUGAUGCCUUUCCCGGACAAGACUUGGGCAAAGUUCCCAUUUCUCAACUGGCCGAGGCCAAGGCAUUUUGCGAAAGAAAAGCUUUAGCGGGGCUGGUGGUCUUUGGAGGAGUAGCCUACCUCAGGGCCCAGCACUCGGCAGAUGCGCUCCGACAGGCAGCCAAUUUCCAAGAAGGGGCCGAUCUGCUGUUGAGGCCGUCUCUAGAGUCCCCAGCUCGACCGCAGGCGCCGAAGGAGACAACACGAUUGCGCGUAGCUGUGCUGGCGACGCAGGAUGAGUUUGAUGAGACCAGCCUGUUUGACCCCGGGAUGGUCAGCAGCACCGGCAAUGGGCGGCGCUAUGCAGCGCAGGCCCUGGUGAGAUCCGUGCAGCAGAGCCGGGAGUUGGAGCUCACGGCGGUGCUGGUCUAUGAUUGGAAGAACGAGAAAGGACAUUGGGCAGUGCCCAGUGAAGGGCCGCAACAACUGACGUUGACAAUCCGUGGUGGUGAGCCAGUCACGGCAUGGCGUGGCAGCAUGGGGCAGCUGCUAGGCGCUUGCGCCGGCGACUUGGACACAGACUUGGCCGUGUCCAUCCAAGCGCGCCGCACGUCGCUGGAGCUCAUGUUGAGGAGCAUCAAAGCCAAGAAGUAUGUGGUUAUGGGCCAUGACUACAACCUACCCUUUGGUCCGUGGGGGAUGGAGGUGGAGCCUCAGAUGUUGGCCUUGCACCAGACCUUCAUCCAAAACCCCAAAAUCUGCAUGUUUUGUACUUCUCAGCACUUGGCGGACUUUGUUCAGAAAUUUUCCCAAGGCAAAGUGAAAACAAAGCUGUGCUACUGUGCAGACUAUGGCUACUUUGAUGGCAAAGUGCAGCCUGUGCAGCCGGAUGAACAGAAAUACGUCACCUUCAUUAGCCCUUGCCCAGCCAAGGGCUUGGCCAUCGUCCUGCGCUUGGCCUUGAUGUUUCCAAAGGUGGAGUUCCUGUGUGUCAGCACUGGCUGGACUAAGACGUUGCACGAGGUUCAGUUGCGCGCGCAUGGCAAUGUGAAGAUUGUGCCUGGCACUGAUGAUUUAGAUGCUGUCUAUCGUCAGACUGCUGUGCUUAUCAUGCCCUCGCUUUGGCAAGAGUCUUUUGGCCUCGUGGCAGUAGAGGCUCAGCUCCGGGGCAUCUGCGUGGUGAGCAGCGGUUCCUACGGCCUCAGGGAGGCCAACUUCAUUGAGGAACUGCAGGCUGAUGUGACCUUAGUGCAUGACUCCAGGACGCGUGAGAUGCUAAGAGGCAUCACCCUCACAGAGGCGGAGGAACGCUUGGAUCCUCUGCGAAAACGACGCGAAGGCCAUGAUCACAUUCACAUGGCCCACACCCUGAUUGCCACGGAAAAGGAAGUUGAGGGCUUUGCACAGCUUUUGCACCGCUUAGUGGUGCCCUGGCUGUUUAGAUGGCCGCCUCCGUUCAUCUCCUGUGUUUGUUGUUGGCUGGACAUGCGGGAAUUAAAACAAAUGAACCCAACCAGCUUCCACCGUCAAAGGCUGAGCAGUGCUGUUGAAAUUGAUGUUGAAACCACCAGCAUCAUCAGCAUUUGCCAGCCAAUGUUUGGAGUGAUCAUCAUGAUUCUGACUAUUCUGACCAUGACUGGUUGGUGGUUUAGAACAUGUUUUUCCAUAUAUUGGGAGUAA
Molecule: messenger RNA, 1938 nt
Organism: Cladocopium goreaui
Lineage: Eukaryota; Dinophyceae; Suessiales; Symbiodiniaceae
Source: the annotation of a GenBank genome assembly